AUGAUCAAAUCAAUAACAGAACAUGUUUAUUUACCUUCAGCUUUCGCUUCAAAAUUUGUUCAACGUUUUCCAUCACUUUGUCAUUUUGAACUUCAAAUGUUCUCAUUUAAUAAAGGAUGUUUCAUAAGUAAUAACGCUCUUUUUAUUUCCUUUCUAUCUUUGUCGUAAUCAAUCAUAAAUAAGUAUUCAAUAAAGAAUUUUUAAAGAGCGUCAUGUAAGCUAUCGAUCAAAAACAAAAUGGUAUGAAAUUUGCAUGAACACUAAUAGAGAACGACACCCAUAAAAAUUUUGUCAAAUGCACUUUUUUAGUUUAUCUCUAUAAAGAAUAACCUUUGCAGUAUUUUGUCAAUAUCUCUCUUAUUUUUGUCAUGGUUUGACUUAAACUUUUUAAAAAAGAUAACCUGUGAAAUACUCUAGGAAAUCCAAUAAAAGAUACAUCUUCAAAAUGAUAACUGGAAAACCAUAUCUGAUCAGCAGUAUUGUUACACUCCCAAAAGAUCCAGUUUCGUAGAGACGUUUUUUGUAAAAGUAUUUUUCUUUCAUUGCCGAAAGAACUAUAUUUCAUGUCAUUCUGAGCCAUGAUUUUAAAGAGGCAUCUUUUAUUGGGCUUUGUAGAACAUUUCACACGCCAUCUUUUAAAAAAAAAUUAAGUCAAACCAUCACAAUAAACUGCGAAGUUUAUUCUUUAUAGAGAUAAACUAAAAAAUGCAUUUAACAAAAUUUUUAUUGAUGUCGUUCUCUAUUAGUGUUCAUGCAAAUUUCAUACAAUUUUUUUGAUUGAUAGCUUAGAUGACGUUCUUUAAAAAUCUUAUAUUGAAUAUCUAUUUACGAUUGAUUAUGAUAAAGAUAGAAAGGAAACAAAAAAAUGAUUUGUUACUGAUGAAAUACCCUUUUGUUUUUGAUACCUCACUUGUACCAUAAUUUUUUUUUUAAUUAAAAUUCUUAAUGAUCAUAAUUUAGUAUGAUUUGUUUUAAACUAGAUGAAAAUGAGAUGGUUUCAUUUGUAUUUUAUGAUGAUAAUUCAUGAUGAUAAGGAUGUCCAUUACAAUAACGACUAUCUAUCAUAAAGAAUAAUAUCUCAAAUAUUAAAAUAAUAAUUUUUGUUUUAAACGUUUAACAUAACACCAUUCUCUUUUGGCAUUCAAAUUCACUAUACAAGAAAUAAGAAAAUCAAAAUAGUUAUGUUACGUAUUUCGUAGGAUGUAAUUGAGAAUGAAAAGAUACAAUACACGCACAUCUACGUCCAAACCCACACCCACACUCAACAAACAAGCGACGAAGAUAAUAAAUAUAUAGUAAUAAAGCAUUUAGAUGGCUAAGACAUAAAUGAUUCUUAGUCACCAGAUAUUCGAUACGAUUUUAUUCGUUUGUUGGAGUAGAUAAUGGUUUAAAUCUAACGUAACCUUUCUAUGAUAACUUGCAAUAUUUUAAUACAAGUAAACGAAAUAUGUGCAGAUAAAGAUCAUUCGAUUUUAGAAGACGAAUAGCAACACUAAUGAUUAUUGAUGAUAAAUUAUGUAAAGAAACUAAAUCUUACAAAAUCUUUGUGAGAUUCUAUGAUUUUAUAUUAUUGAAUAUAAUUCUUUCUAAUCGAGUAAAUUUUGAUAUCAUGUAAAUUUGUGUGAAAAAUAGAUCUAUAGAAAACGAAUUCGAUAAAUAAAGAGAUUUAAUUUGAUGUCUAUUAGAAGUGAUAAUAUAUGAAUAAUAGUUUUCAAAAAUCUGAUUUGGACAUGGCUAACAUAUUGAUAUUAAUAGGAACAGUCGAGUCAAUCAGAAGAAUUUGAAAACAAUUGUUAAAAUUAUAGAAUACGUCAUAUACAUGUUCAAAAUUAAGAAAGAGUAUGAGUGAGAUACAGGUGAAUGAAGAGAGCAUCGAAACCCAUACCUACACUUUUCUAUACUCUGAUAUUUACAAUAACAAAAUACACAAUAGUUAAAUGAAUGGUCAGAUAUUCCUAAAGAAAACAUUCUUCAAGUAUCAUUAAGUCUCUUCAAAUAGCUAAUUUAGCUUUUGAGAAAUGUGGUCGCUGCAUAAAGAUGAUUUCUAUGAAUUAUAUAACGAUCUGCUUGUUUUUGAUCAUAUUAUUGAUGUUUUUGCAUUCAUUAAUUAGUAGAAUAAUAACUAUUCUAUAGAUAUAAUAUUGUUGAAUUUAAAUUGUUUAAAUAUGAUAUAUUACGACUAGCAAAUCUUCAAUACACAUUCAAAAUAUACUUGUUGUUGAUUUCCUUCUGAAUUUGUUCUAAUAUCCUAAACUAUACAAAUUUUGACAAGUUUAAUUAAUUUGUGUAUGUUAUUUGAAAAAGAUACAAAAACUAUUAAGUUCUAUUUGAUUAAUCGAAUAGUUGCUGUACGAAUUUUUCAUAACCCAAUCUCGAAAAUUCUAAAACGUUUAUCGAAUCAAAUAAAUUUUAUUCGUAAAUCUUAAGAGAUAUGUUAUAACUAAAUUUAAUCUAACCGUUUGAUUUUAAAAACUUAUCUAACUCAAUUGUAUUCAUUCAUUUUAUUUUCGAAAACUACUGUCCAUUUCAAAAUAGAAGGCAGGUGAUUGUAAGAUGAAUAACUCACG
Messenger RNA from Rotaria sp. Silwood1, 2567 nucleotides. The record is from the annotation of a GenBank genome assembly. NCBI's taxonomy places the organism in Eukaryota, Metazoa, Rotifera, Eurotatoria, Philodinida, Philodinidae.